Calliphora vicina (urban bluebottle blowfly) is the source of this 1731-nucleotide messenger RNA. Its product is annotated as pickpocket protein 19-like. Bases 1 to 1731 code for a protein of 576 amino acids. The transcript has 7 exons. The record is from RefSeq and is a predicted model, not a curated record. Lineage: Eukaryota; Metazoa; Arthropoda; Insecta; Diptera; Calliphoridae. Gene Ontology annotation, molecular function: ligand-gated sodium channel activity. Gene Ontology annotation, biological process: sodium ion transmembrane transport. Gene Ontology annotation, cellular component: plasma membrane.
AUGUCUUGUGAGAAUUAUAAACCAGCACAGCCCUUAGCUUUAAGGCAACUUAAUCAAAAAUAUGAAUUGGAUCAUAAAAAUAAGUUGAGAAAGAAGAAAAUAAAAUUUGCUGGAAAUUUUAAAGAGUCUUCAGAGCAGUUGGCAAUGGAGUUUGGCAGAAAUUCCAGCAUACAUGGCAUGAAUAGGCUAUUUCAAGAGGAUUCCAAUAAAUAUGAGAGAUUCUUUUGGCUUCUAGUACUUAUCUAUGCCCUCUUGGGCUCAGUUUAUGUCUGCCUCAUACUUUCCCAGCGCUUUAAUGCUGGUACCUUUCAAACUGUAGUUGAGAGUACCAAUUCUCCAGUAUUCCGUAUACCCUUUCCCGAAAUUAAAAUCUGCAAUGAAAAUCAAUUAAACUGGGACCGUCUAGAAGAGGCCAAACAUCUGUUUAUGCCCCACGAAAAUGAUACCGAGAAAAUACGCCUGUUUGAAAUGGUUAUUAGUCUGUAUGACAAUAUAACAUUUGGAGUAUUUAAGCAAUUUGGUGUCCUAGAAGGUGAACCCCUAGAACUGGUGAACAGUGUCAACUUUACUUUAGUUUUUGAAUUCAUGACCUGGCGUUGCGAGGAGUUAUUGGCGGAUUGUAAAUGGCGUCAUUUUAAGAUAAACUGUUGUGAUAUUUUUGUGAGAAGCAAAGGACAAGACGGUCUUUGCUGGCACUUUAAUACUCUGUCCACAAAUGAAACCAGACACAAACAUUUACUGGAUGAUAAAUAUCCCUUGAGAACAGGAGGUUCUGGACCGGAAAGUGGUUUAAUUGUGCAUGUCAUGUUGAAUGAAGAGAAGCACUAUCGUCAGCAUAAUAAAAAGGGCAUUUGGGUAGCCAUAUUUGAACCAGGAGUUUUUCACAGAGAUCCCUUAUUUGUGCCAGCCAAUACCGAGACUGUGAUAGAAGUGGAACCAGUUGUUUAUUUCUAUGAUAAUGGCACCAGAAGUUUGCCACCCUCACAAAGGAAUUGUAUUUUUAAUGAUGAACGUCACAGUUAUGAUUUCAAAUCCUUGCCUGGUUUCAAUUACAUGCUGGAAAAUUGCUACUCACAGUGCCAUCUAGACUAUUUACACAGUCGUUGUAACUGUACCAUGCAUAUAUUGUUUCCAACAGUUCAAUUUAAAGACUGUAAUGCUGAAGAUUUAUUAUGUUUGGCUAAAUACAAUGAUAACUUUCAAUUUACCCAUCAAUCUGGCGAAGAGGACUUUGUACGUAGUACAUACAAGGGCAUGGUUUGCAAAUGUAUACGCAGUUGUUAUUCAUUUAAUUAUGUAGCGGAUUUUAGACCAUCAUUUUUGCCAGCACAUCACCACGACAAGAAAACGGUCAUUGAUUUAGACAUACAUUAUCGUACCGAGACAAUGUUUGUGUAUCGCACCAGUUUGGUAUUUGGUUGGGUGGAUUUAAUGGUGGCUUUUGGCGGCAUUGUUGGCCUAUUUCUGGGCUGUUCUCUUAUCAGUGGCAUGGAAUUGGUGUAUUUUGUUUUGAUUGAGUUGCCAGUUUUUAUGUUUAAUGAAUUGAAAUCUAAAAUCAAGACAAAGAACUUCGAUAAUCGACAUAAUAAGCUGAAUAAUGGGAAUUUGAAUACCAUUGAGAAUUUUCAAAAUAAUCAUUUAAUUUAUAAGAACUAUUUCAGCAACAAUAAGGACACUAUGCAACACAAGUCACAGAAUUACAAUUUGGCAAAUAAACAACAUAUUAAGUAA